AUGGAGAAGAGGCAGAAUUCUGACCCCAUGAAUGAAAGAGACAUCACAUUUCUGUCUCAAACAAAGAAGGGAAGAAACUCGGCGAUCCCGAGACCCAGUGAGAAGUUAUUUGGUAAAAACUCUUGCCCUCUGCCUGGGAGGGGCCAGCAUGUCAGAGUUCUGUUUCUCCUCUCUGUCUUCAUCCUGCCUUCUUCUGGAGGAGCUGCUGCAGGUUGUGGCAGACAAGCCAGCUUAGUUCCCACAAACUCUGUCCAAGAGGUUGCUGCUGUCGGUGAAUUCCCUUGGCUGGUCUCGCUGCAGGAUCAGGGCAGCCACGUUGUGCUUGGUUCCAUCCUAAGUCAAGACUGGAUCCUAAGCGCAGCCUCCAGUUUCCACAGCAGCCACGUUGCAUUCAUGAUGGUGACAAAAGCAGCACUUGAGAUCCUGGUGGAACACAAGAGACCACUUUUAAAUGAUUAUUUUGAGAUGUGGGGAAGAGCUUCUUGGACGUUUUUUCUUCGUCUUCGAACAAAAAACAAGAAAGCCCCGUUGCCUCUUGGAAAAAAAAGCACCUCUGGGACAACCAUGACCUGGAGGACUGAGAAUCUCUACAGGCUUUUCACUGUUUCUUGCUGUCCCUCCUGUGUUUGCAGGACCCAGAUCUCUGCUCUGGCUGGAGGUUCAGAUCCAAAAGGGCCCGGGGAGUAUCUGGUGCACAUCCAGACUAUCGUCCCACACGAGGCCUUUGACGAGAUAACCCUGGUGCACAAUAUCGCUCUGCUGAAGACAAGCACUCCACUCCGUUUCAGCGUGACCGUGCAGCCCACCUGCUUCCCCACCCCAGACUUCCCAGGGGCAAUGCUGAAGAAAUGCUUUGUGGCCGGCUGGCCGGACCCUCAAGGAGGGACGGGUCCCCUGCAGAAACUCUCGGUGGAAGAUGUGGACCCCUGCCCCUUGCACAGAACCGUCAGCACGGAAUGUUGCAGCCAUCGGGAAGGUGACCGAGCGCCUGGAUGCCUGGGGUCAGCCGGCAACCCAGUCCUGUGUGAGGCGGACGGAAGGUGGGUGCUGAAGGGCCUGCUGAGUGAAGGGGGCGCCAGAUGCUACGGGCCCUUCCUCUACAGCCGGCUCAUCUACUACAGCGACUGGAUUGUGGCCACCAUGGCCAAAUGGAGGGCUCCAGCAUCCCCCUUUCCUGGCCAAAGGCAUCCAGCCUUUAGGGGCCCAGCAGAGGAACAGGCAAGGCUGCUGUUUGAACCCUUUUUGGCGCUGAGAGCCCUGAAUGUCUCCGAUGUUUCAGAAGACCCCCUUAGCCUGAACCUUUCGGAGGAGCUGGAGGAGGGCAGCCUGGGCCCCGUGGAAGGACCCCCCGAGGCACGAGCAAACCCUCCACUCUACUACGACUACUAUGGGGGGGAGCUGCUUGCCAUCUCUUCAGCAAAGACCGGCCAACCACAGGGGUUGCAGGGCCUCCUCUGCAUGGGCCUCCUGCUGCACCUCCCGGCUUCCUGAACUAU
Pantherophis guttatus is the source of this 1496-nucleotide messenger RNA. Lineage: Eukaryota; Metazoa; Chordata; Lepidosauria; Squamata; Colubridae. The record is from RefSeq and is a predicted model, not a curated record.